GAAACGGGAGCCGAAGAGAAGGAGCCCCGCCCCGAUUGCCCUCUGGACCGGGAAAUGUUGGGGAGAAGCUCGUGGGCUUUCCUUCAUACCAUGGCGGCGUAUUACCCCGACCGGCCGAGUAAAAUCCAGCAGCAGGAGAUGGUGCAGUUCAUCCACUUGUUCUCCAAGGUUUUCCCUUGUGAGGAGUGUGCAGAAGAUGUGAGAGAGAGAUUACGGCGGAACCAGCCCGACGCCACCAGCAGGCGCACCCUGACCCAGUGGUUCUGCCGGCUUCACAACGAAGUGAACCAGAAGCUGGGGAAGCCCGAGUUCGACUGCUCCCUCGUAGACGAGCGCUGGCGAGACGGCUGGAAAGACGGGUCCUGCGAUUAGAGGACCCCGCGGGUCCUGCGAUUAGAGGACCCCGCGGGUCCUGCGAUUAGAGGACCCCGCGGGUAGUAAAACGGGACUCUCUUUUUAAUAAUAAAAAAAGGAAAACUCACGCCAACGAGGAACAGAAUCAGUCCUGGGAGAGGGGUGCUUGUCGAGGCGUCCCUGAGUGUGCUUUUUGGACGGGGAUCGGCAGGGAGGUUUCUCCGAGGCGUGUCUCUCCCCUCCUGCCCAGUGAGAACCUGCCAUUUUGAUCGGAAGCUUUUAUCCACCGGCUUUCCGCUCGUGACCAGGAGUGUCUUCUGACUCUGUAUCUUUUUCAGUCACCAUCCAGGGCUGCCUUAAGAGCCUAGGCAGUUUCUCAGGCUUGCGGGAGGGUGGGGACAGCUCCUGCUCUGGGCUGAGUAAUCCUUUCAAAGGCCUGGUUGCCAGUUCUCUGUGCCUUCCUCCCCC
Messenger RNA from Gekko japonicus, 822 nucleotides. It is a transcript of the gene GFER, whose product is annotated as growth factor, augmenter of liver regeneration. Gene Ontology annotation, biological process: liver development. NCBI's taxonomy places the organism in Eukaryota, Metazoa, Chordata, Lepidosauria, Squamata, Gekkonidae. Gene Ontology annotation, molecular function: flavin-dependent sulfhydryl oxidase activity; flavin adenine dinucleotide binding. The annotation marks the transcript as partial. The record is from RefSeq and is a predicted model, not a curated record. Gene Ontology annotation, cellular component: mitochondrion. The transcript has 2 exons.